AUGAUACUUAGUAUCUGUGCCAAAUCGGGUCACAACUGGUAUGGAGCAGUUAAUAGUGAGGGACGAAAAGGAUUCAUUCCUGUCAACUUUGUUGAGAAAUGUUUUACGUUCCGCGCUGUUGAACUCGAACCCGUGUUAUCGUUUCAUGGGGAUAUAAGCAGAAGAGAGGCUGAGAUGCUUCUUAACCCUCGCGAAGACGGAUUGUUUCUGAUAAGAAACAGUGGCCACUAUAAGGGGGACUAUGCGAUUUCGGUCUGCUGUGGUCACAAAGUUGAGCAUUACAGAGUCAGAGUGAGUGACGGUGAAGAACUUACAGUAGACGAUGAAUUUUCUUUUGGAAGUCUCCCCAAAUUAGUAGAGCGUUAUUCAAAGGACCCAGAUGGACUAUGUACGAGAUUAGCAAAACCUGCCACGUAUAAAGGAGAAACAUUUUAUACCAGCAUCGAUCGGUGGUGUUUUGAUAACGGUGGAUGGGAAAUAAACCGCACAUGCCUUUAUUCAAGGAACUGCAUAAGAAGGGGAGACUUUGGGGAUAUUUUUCAAGCCGAAUACCUUAGUCACAAAGUGACUGUGAAAAAAUAUUCAGCAAAGAGCUAUCAAGAUGUUCAAGCGUUUUUACUUGAGGCUGCCAUCAUGACGAAACUACAGCAUAGGAAUAUUGUGACAUUAUUAGGAGUGUCAUCGACCGAAGACCCUUUCUACCUUGUGACAGAGUUUUGUGCAAAGGGAAAUUUAUUGGAAUUCUUGUCGGGAAGAGGCUCAAGUACAAUCCAGGAAGAUGAUCUUGUGAACGUUGCUCAGGAUGUAGCUCGCGGUAUGGAGUAUUUACAAUCCAAAAAUGUAGUACACAGGGCGUUAAUGGCGAGGAACAUUUUGAUAGAUGAAGAUGGAACAGCAAAGGUGUCUGAGUUUGGACUUGCACAGAUGUACAAUUCAAGUUCUGAGCGGAAAAAUACUUCUGACAAGUGGGCAGCUCCAGAAGCAAUCAGAGAGGGGAUAUUUUCCCCCCAGUCCGAUGUGUGGAGUUAUGGUGUUUUAUUAUGGGUGCUUUUUUCGUUUGGUGAAAAUCCAUAUUCUGAGCUGCCUGCAGACCAACUAGUCGACAAGAUCGAAAAAGGGUACCGAAUGAAAUGUCCUAAAGCAUGUAAUACCGUCAUCUAUGGUAUGAUGAGCAACUGGUGGAAUAUUGAUCCAAGGGAACGUCCAAGUUUCAAAGAGAUUUAUAAAUUAUUGGCCAACUAUUUUUACGAUGAGGUGCCUAAAGAAAUUCGUGCACGAGGACGUUUGGCUUUAAAGGCCUACAAAAAGGCUCUGUCAGAAGGGAAGACAUGUGUCAAACGCGUGCCAAUCAUGUUAAUUGGGCAGGACCGCUCCGGAAAAACCAGCCUUGCGAAAUCUCUCAAAGGAGAGCGAUUCAACUUGGAGGAAGNG
Messenger RNA from Stylophora pistillata, 1431 nucleotides. Its product is annotated as tyrosine-protein kinase CSK. The record is from RefSeq and is a predicted model, not a curated record. Lineage: Eukaryota; Metazoa; Cnidaria; Anthozoa; Scleractinia; Pocilloporidae. Gene Ontology annotation, biological process: protein phosphorylation. Gene Ontology annotation, molecular function: protein kinase activity; ATP binding; protein binding.